AAGAAAGAUAACUCGGAUUAAUAAUCUCAUUAAUUUUAAAAUUUAGUUUUCCACCAAAAUUUUAAAUAAAAACAGCCAAAAUGUUUCCAGGAUGGCGCCCAAUGCAGCAAGCGUUCAUUCAGCCUCAAUAUCACAUGGUCCCAAUGCAUUCGCAGGUCGGCUGGCCAGUUCAAGGGAUGCCCAUGCAAACAAUGAUGGGUGGGGUAAUGCCGACAAUGCAGCCAGAACAGCCCUCUGUGCGCCCGCCAGUUCCAGGAGAGGGCAAUCCCCCGCCUUUACCUGCAGAUCCACCACCGCCAGAAGAGGCAGAACUUAAACCUAAAGACCCAGAUGAAGAAAGGAAACUGCAGGACUUGAAAAACAUGGCAGCCGUGUGGCAGCAGCAGAAACAGACAUGGGGACCAAAUGCCCCCGAGAUACAGACCCCACUAGAUGUCAUAAAAAAGGAGGAGGAAGAAUUUAAUUCUCAAUAUGACCAGUGGAAACAACAGUAUGAUUCAUGGAGGGAACAAAAUAAAUCCCACCCGAACAAGGAGCAAUACAACCAGUACCUACAGCAGUGGCAGACCUACGAGAGGCAGAUGGAAGAGAAGAGAGCGGACAUACAGAGACGCAAGGAGGAGGCGAAGAAAAUGAUGAGGGAGCAUGAGAAAGCGGCUGCUAAGGGGCAGCCCUUUGGCAUGUCAGCGACAAUGGCCCCUAUGCCUCCCCCGAAUGCGUUUGGGGGGCCUCCGCCACCGACAAUGUUUGGGGGUCCACCUCCUAGGGGACCUCCCCCGCCUGGCGGUCCCAUGAUGGGGCCAGGUCCUGGUCCCCAGGGUAACUUUCCCCCAAGGGGUCCCCCUGGUCCCCCUCCUUCUACCAAUUUCGGUGGACCAAGACCAUUUGGACCAAGGAAUGAGGGGGGUGGUCCAGGUCCCAGGGGUCCGGGUAUGGGGAGCUAUCCUUCUGGGGCUGUUGGGUGUGGCACGGGUGCACACCCUGGGGAUAAUGAAGUGGAUGGCAGUGGACCAGAUGCUGCGAUGGAGGAAAACUAUCAGUUGCUUCAGAAAUUGUCCAAUGAUCAAAGGACUAAUAAAUUUAUGCUGAAUCAAAUUACUGAUGAGGGUAAAGACAUUUUAAAUCAGUUGGGAUUUGAAGGACGAGUGUUUUUAUUGAAAUUCAAUAAAAUGAACCCAGCACAACUUAAUACUAUGGUAAAAUGUGUGAACAUGUUAGGAGAUGAAGUUAAGAGAUUGCAGACGAACAAUGAAAUGAAUCCAAUGGUGAUCGGACGCAUGAAACGAGAUGUGAUUAAUGAACUGCAAAGAAUUAAGGUGGAUAUAUCUGAAGAGCUAAAAGCGAACUUUCUAAGCAUGGGUAUGCGAGGCAGGGGUGGGCCAGGAAGGGGAUUUGGCAGAGGUGGGCCGGGGGGCCCCCCAUUUGGCCGAGGUAGAGGGGCCGACAAUCAGCUGGGUGCUGAAACAGGGUCGGGGGGUGCUGGUAUGGACGGAGCCCCUUCGGAUGCACCAUUUAUGGGCACGGGCUUCGACUCAGGUCAGCAGAAUGAGGCUGGGCAGUGGAAUGGACCGCCGAUGGGCAGGGGAGGCAUGGGUCCAAGGGGUCCUAUGCAGAUGCACACCGGCCCGAGAGGUCCCAUGGGUCCUCGUGGAAUGAGGCCAAGGUUUCCCAUGGGUGGACCCAGAGGACAGGGCUGGUUUCCUGGUCCAGGGGUUCCAGGUCCCACCCCAGCGUCUGCUGCUCCCUUUGCUAGUGAACCAGAAGUCUUCCAGGGUGAGGUGUUUGAGCCACCACCUGAAGCAGAAAAGCCUCCAGCUCCAAUACAAGCUAAACCACCAUCAUCAGCAGCAGCAACUGCAACAACAACAGCGGCCAAGACAACACCAGUGACAUCUUCAUCAACCACUGCAUCGGCAGUUUCAAGUCAGAAAGGUCCAGACAAGGGUCAAACUGGGCUGCCUGAUCCUAAACAAGCUGCUGCCGUAAAACCUGCUGCUGCCCUGGACAUACCGAAAAUUCCAACACAACCAUCAGGGCCGCAAUCACAAAAACAACAGCAGCAGCAACAACAGCAACAGCAACAACAACAGCAGCAACAAAAGCAGUUACAGCAGCAGCAGCAAAGACAACAACAAGCUAAAAACAAUGAACAAAAGGCAACACAGCAAAGGAGCUUAGGAAUGUUUUUGGCUGCGAACCAGGACAAGCUCCAAGAGGAGAGAGAUCGGGAGCAGAGGGUGGCCAACAAGGCUGCACCAUCAUCUGUGGCCCAGGCAGCAGGGCAGUUUGGUAGGGACCGGAGCAUUGAGAGGGACCGUCCAGCGCUGGCACCAGCCCCGAAGUCACUUUUGGAGUUGACAACGCAGCCGCCACGCAAGCCUUGGAAUAAGCAGCCUGUGCAGCAGGAGGAAGUUCAUGAUGAACCUGAGGAGGAAAAUUAUGACCACUAUGAUGAGAACAAUCAGCAGCAGUUUGGCCCGCUAGGUAGAGGAAGGGGUCAGUUUCAACAGGCUGCAAGAGGUCGAGGAAUGCAAGACAGCAAUAGGGGACGAGGGGGAUUUGAGGGGCAGCCAGCUAGAGGAGGCAGAGGGGGCUUUGUGAACCAGAGGGGACGGGGUGCACCAGACAGGGGAAGAGGCAGGGGCAUGGGCAAUGGGCAAUUUGGUCAGUUGGGUGCGGUGGAAACUGGCGCUGAUCAGUCCUCGGGGCAGUUUGGGAAUCUCAGAGGCAGAGGCAGGGGAGAUGCACCCAUGCAGAACAGAGGUCGUGGGGGUCAGUUUGGUAGCCAUGGCAACCGAAGUCAGCUGAUGGAUUACCAGGGUCAGUGGGAUGUUGUUGAAGAGGAGACAGCUUACGCCGAAGAAGCAGGAGAUCAGCCAACGGCUGAAGACUAUGAGAAUACUGAGGAGUAUGAGGAAGCCUAUGAUGAGGAAGGUCAAGGUUAUACGGAGGAAAUAGCUGCAGCAGAGCCUGGGCUAACUUCUAAGGAGGCUAUUCCCUAUGACAGACCUGAGGUCCCCUACAGAGACCCGUAUGAUACCAGAGAGGUGGACAGGGCUAGGCCAGACAUUGAUGACAUUGAUGACAGGUUUAGAGAUAGAUUACCUGUCCCUGAAUUUGAUCGGAGGGACCCCUACAGACGUCCAGAGGAGCCCUUUGACCGCUUCAGAGCCCCAGUACGGGACCCGUAUUACGACCUAGCUGACCCUUACUAUGAUAGAAGGGACCCCUAUGCAAGGCCUGACCCUUACAGAGAUCCCUACGCCCGCAGACCUCCCUAUGAUGACCCCUACAGGCGGUACGAGGAUCGUGACCGAUUCGAUGCCUACCGACCACUCCCGUCUGAUGAGGACAGGGCAGGAUUCCGGCCCGCAGAGACAAUAGACUACGGGCACCGGACAACAGCAGGGGAACCGGCAGAGGAGACCAGCCGGUUCCAGGCACCAGCAGUCAUUGACUACGCACACGGUACCGGCGGUCCCAGCAUUCGGAAUCCAGGGGCGGGAGAAAAGGGGGAAAUAAGUUACCCUCAUGAUAAGCUGGAGGGAAGGUUCGGUCAGAGGGGUGAGACUGGAUACCUGCCCGGACAGCGCCCUGACGGGUUUUCCCAAGAUCGCAGUGAGCCGGGAUAUAUGCCAUCAAGGUCUGAGCAAGGCUAUAUGCACGGGGCACCACCACCAUCACGUCAAGAUGACCAAGAGCGAUACAGACCUCCACCUAUGGAAAGGAGUUUCCCAUCCCCCUUCAUCAGUCGCAGCCAGUUCAGCCAGCCCCCUGCAGCCCCUCCUGGACCCCCUCCUGGGCCCCCACCCAUGGAGACUAAGCUGGAGGUUGUCAAGAUUGAAGAUAUCCUGUGUUCCCCCGGUCGCAUGUCACGACCCCCGCAGAUUGUUGUCCUAGUGAGAGGUCUGCCUGGGUCUGGAAAGACGUACGUCAGCAAACUGAUCAAGGAUAAGGAAGUGUCGAAGGGGGGCAGUGCGCCGCGCAUGCUGUGCCUUGACGACUACUUCAUGAUUGAGGUAGACAGGAUUGAGAAAGACCCAGACACAGGCAAGAGAGUCAAGAAAAAGGUUUUGGAAUACGAGUAUGAAGCCGAGAUGGAGAGUGCGUACCGUCAGAACAUGCUCAAGAGCUUCAAGAAGACAAUUGAUGACGGCUUCUUCCCUUUCAUCAUUGUCGACGCUGUCUUCGACCGCAUCAAACACUUUGAGGAGUUUUGGAGUUACGCCAAGUCCAAGGGAUUUCAGGUGUACAUAGUGGAGCUACAGUGCGAGGUGUCCGUCUGCGCCAAGAGGAACACUCACAACAGGACGCAGAGAGAGCUGGAGAAGAUUGAGAGUAAAUGGGAGGAGACGCCAGGUCACUACAUUAAGCUGGAUGUGCGCUCAUUGCUACAGGAGGACUCAAUUACUGAUGUGGAGAUGGAAGAGAUGGACCCUAGCCAGGCAACACCAGGGGUUGCUGCCCCGGGGGUAGGGAAAGGAGAAGAUCAGGAGGAGGAGACAGAGCAUUUCAAGAAAAGCAAAUGGGAACUUGAUCUAUCCGAGGGGCAGUUAGACAAGCUGGAUGGUCUAAAGCACAUUCAGAUGCACUCGUCGCAGUCGUCGAAGGCGUCCAUGGAUGAAUUCCUGCAAGUGGCCGAUGAAUACUUCGCCCGGCAGGCACGCGAGCCCGGCAAGAAGAGGGUUCGCUGGGCAGACCUAGAGGAGAGGAAAGAGUCGGCGUAUCGGCGGGACCUUGGGUUCGUAGUAGGCCAGACCCAACAGGACUGGCAGAGGAUCACUGACCCGAACUAUGCUGAGCGUCAGCUCAACAAAACAAAGUAUUUCUAGCUGAUUGGGGGCACGUGAAGUUGGAAUGGUGUUCUUCUAAGGUUACAGCUGUCUGCACAUGGUCCAUCGAAUGUACUGAACAGGACAAUGUACUGAACCGGACGCUGCAAAGACGGAAAAGUACGGACAUGCGCAACAUGGACACACUCGUGGGAAUUGGUCAUGUGAUUGUGACAAAUCAGAGGGCUGUACUAAUGUUGUGUUAUUAAAAAAUAAUUCCCAAAUAACAAUUCAAUUCAAUAGAAUUGUUCGAUUUCAUGAAUACAAUAUAGGUAUCAUGUUGUUUUUUUUGUAAAUAACCGUGUUUUUAUGAAAUAAUUAUAUUACAUUAUGCAUAUAAAUAGUGUGUAUUGGUGUGGAUUGCUUUCCGAUAUUUGAUGCUUUUAGAAAGCGCGGUGACACUUCGCGUGUUUAGAACAACUUUUCAACUAGCAUUUGUACAAUAAAGAUAUUGUUUGUCAGUUUAUGCUCUUAUUUUUACGGCCUAUUCGCUUGGGCGUUUCUAACAGAAUUGUACUAAAAUAUUGAUGUUGUUCAGUUUAUUUCUUUGAACACGUGUAUACAUGGCUUUUAUUGAUAGUUGUGCACAUGUAAAAUAAAUGUAUUGUAGUGUU
Molecule: messenger RNA, 5446 nt
Organism: Dreissena polymorpha
Lineage: Eukaryota; Metazoa; Mollusca; Bivalvia; Myida; Dreissenidae
Product: YLP motif-containing protein 1-like
Exons: 21
Coding region: 81-4832 (1583 amino acids)
Biological process (GO): regulation of telomere maintenance
Cellular component (GO): nucleus
Source: RefSeq, a predicted model, not a curated record